Molecule: messenger RNA, 600 nt
Organism: Caenorhabditis elegans
Lineage: Eukaryota; Metazoa; Nematoda; Chromadorea; Rhabditida; Rhabditidae
Gene: str-52
Product: 7TM_GPCR_Srx domain-containing protein
Exons: 2
Coding region: 1-600 (199 amino acids)
Source: RefSeq, marked reviewed
AUGGCGCUAUACGAAUAUGCCAGUAAAUUUGCCAAGAUCUGCUUCUGUGUCGGAUUCCUCACAAAUUUCUUUCUACAGUAUAUGACUGUGUUUCACAUCAAAAAAAUAACAGGCACCUAUAGAAUUAUGGUGGUAUUUUUUUCAAUGUUGGGAACAUUUUUUUCUGGGACAGAUGUUUAUUUCAAACCUUUCACACAUAACUACAACAACGCUAUGGUUUUCUUUAGCCUAAACGUCUGGGAACAUCAGAGUUUUGUUCAGUUCGGAAUCGCAUUGUAUGGUGCCACAUAUCAGUCUAUAAUUGCUAAUAUAGCCAUUCAGUUUGCUUAUCGGUAUUCGAUCUUAUUUAAGCCAACGCUUGCCGCGAUGUUCGAUGGGAAAGGUGUUUUCAUAUGGAUAGCGUAUUCUUCUUUAAUUGGAGCACUUUACUUGAGCUCUUUUUAUUUGUUUUGUCAACCUGACCAGUUUGGCGAUGAUUAUGUCAAGGAAGAGAUUCUGAAGAGAUAUGAGCUCGAUAUCAAAAGUGCUCCUCGUUUUUUAAUAAUAUCCUUGGUGAGUAUUCUAUGUUUUUUUUUAACCAUUACCUGCUUUCUGAUAUAA